AAAGGCCCAAAAACCAAAAGGGGCUUGGCGAGCCCGAACGGACUUGGGCGGUGCCUUCCGAGAAAUGUUUCGACACCGGUAGUCAUUACCCAAAACCGAUACCCCAAUGAGAGAAACUGCCAAUCCUACGUGCGUAUAUAUAUACACAUAAUAACGGAUCAGAUAUGUGACUCUCGCGGGUAACGUUGUGGGUGCGUAAAGCAAUAUGGUCGCACCUUCUCGAUCACACACCAUCUCUUCCACUGCUAGACCGAACUAUCCCACCCAUGGCGUGAGUCGAGUAAUGCGCUCCUCCACCUCUUCCGGCCUGUCCUCCACCGCCGCCACCAUGGAUUCCUACCCCUACAACACCUACUACUAUUAUUCCUCCACAUCCUUCUACUACGACGGCCCAAAUGACCACACCACCCGUCCGAUUUCCAACACCGCAAUCUCCUUCCCUAUCGACUCCCCCGAUGGAACCCCGACGCCCAUCCCCGUCCGCCUUCCCGCCUCCGUCACUGCGGCCGCCGCCAUCAGGAUCCAGUCCGCCUACCGGGGCCACCUGGUCCAAACCCUCGUGGGGCAGAUCAGAGCCGUCGACGCCGAAGCCGCCCGGAUGGAGCAGCGAAUCCGUCGGCAGGAGACGGUGGACGCCGUCAGGAGGGACGAGCGGGAGCGGCUCCGGGUGAGCGAGGGCCUAAUGGCCCUGCUGCUCCGGCUCGACUCCGUGCCGGGUGUCUACCCGGCGGUGCGGGAGCUGAGGAGGGCCGUCGCCCGCCGGAUCGUCGCGCUCCAGGAGGUCCUCGAUGCCGUCGUGGCUGCGGCGCCCGUCACUGCCGCCGAGGGGAUUCCCGCGAGCUGGGACGAGAUCCUGCAGGUAAUCUGGGUAGCGGAGGAUGACGAGGUAGAGGUGGGUCUUCCCGAGACAGGAUUCAACUACUUGGAGAAGUUUCUGUUCGAGGUGUAAUUUAUGCAUCUUACUUCCUCUAUAUAUAUAUGUAUAUAUAUAUGUAUAUAUGUAUAUGUAUAUGGCGGGGUGUGUGUGCGUGUGUAAUCGAAUGUAUAAUUAUAGACUAUGGUUAAUAAAGGAAUUCAUGAAUGGUUAAUAAUAAGAUGUAUAUUUACAUCUUAUUUUCAAGUUGUAAAUAACUGGUACAACAAAUAAACAAGAAUUGGUGUCACAGGUA
This is a messenger RNA of Musa acuminata AAA Group (dessert banana), 1169 nucleotides long. Its product is annotated as BAG family molecular chaperone regulator 5, mitochondrial-like. Bases 206 to 949 code for a protein of 247 amino acids. Gene Ontology annotation, cellular component: plasmodesma. The record is from RefSeq and is a predicted model, not a curated record. Gene Ontology annotation, molecular function: protein-folding chaperone binding. The transcript has a single exon. NCBI's taxonomy places the organism in Eukaryota, Viridiplantae, Streptophyta, Magnoliopsida, Zingiberales, Musaceae. Gene Ontology annotation, biological process: protein folding.